Tribolium castaneum (red flour beetle) is the source of this 1837-nucleotide messenger RNA. RefSeq lists its product as uncharacterized. The coding region runs from base 155 to 1762 and encodes 535 amino acids. The transcript has 4 exons. NCBI's taxonomy places the organism in Eukaryota, Metazoa, Arthropoda, Insecta, Coleoptera, Tenebrionidae. Gene Ontology annotation, cellular component: cytoplasm. The record is from RefSeq and is a predicted model, not a curated record.
UUUGUUGACGAUUCACACUGACAGCGAACAGCUGUCAAAAUAAAGGAUGAACAAGUUAGAGGUUAACUCCAACAUAAAAUUUAAUUUAUUAGGGAACGUAAUAAUCAUUGAUGUUAGCGCUUUAUGUUGAAUGUAGUGUAGUGUCUAGUCAAACAUGUCCCAGAACGAACAUAAAUUUGUUUACUCACACGGCGACAAAUCAGUUGAAGUCGACAUUAAAAUCCCGUUUGAGGGGUCCGUUGGGGAGUUAGUCCAUGUUUUGAUCCUUAAAAACAACUUACCAAUAUAUGUGGAGAAAGAUCUUGCUGAGAACUUGUCCCAAUUUGUGAACGACUGGAGCAUAAAGCACAACAAUGAACACACGGCGUCUCUAAUAGACGACGCAAGAAACGACAAAACUAACAUUGACGAGAUAACGAAAGAAUGGGAGAAACUAAUGCGGGAGGAAAUGGCCGAAUAUGGGGAGCGUAGAUGCGCCUCAGAUGAGGAGCUUUUCGCCACAGCUUACCACAAAAUGGUGCAUUCACCAGCGCUAGAGACAAUGCUACAACUCGAGCACAUGUACUCGAAGACCGUGCGUGCUAAAACCGAGGAAAAAAACCGUUGUAUCCAGAACCUAUCAAUGAAACAAACUGAGGAGAUGAACCAUGCCGUGGACAGGCUGGAACAGGACAUGACCGAGUCAAAAAUCAACGAAUUAGUGGCGCGACACUACGAGGCCCAUUCGCUACUCAAAGUCAAACUAACCAGCGAGUUAGACACAAUCAAGGAGGCCCAAAGGAGGGAGUACCGGGAAUGGCUGAUGCAAAUGCUGGAGCAAAACCAAGCGACGAGUUCACUACCAACUCCCAAGUAUUGUACAAAAAUAAGUCAUUUGUUAUUCAAAUCAAUCGGUUCCAGCUCGCCUUUAACGCCACAUACCCCCCAACCCGCGAUUUAUUCGUCAGAGUGCGCCCGGAGCAUAGACACCCCCAUUUUGGAGGAGAGUUUCACCAUUCAUUUGGGGUCUCAGCUGAAACAGAUGCACAAUAUCCGCAUUUUGUCGGCAAAUGUCAUGGAGUUGUGUGCCGUGGAAGACAACGAUCAGUCGUCUGAGCCAAAACCACAACUUCUACAAACCGCCCUGGCUUUGUACUCAAGCGAUCUCUCGGGGCUUGUUCUCAUGACUGACAAUAAAAUUGGGUCACGACUCACCCAAGACUUUCAAGAAAUUUGCCAGAGAACUACUGAAUUCCACUUCCCGCAUAUUGACGACCAGUUGGACAAAAUCUCGAACACUGCUCAGCUGUACCUAAAGUCGCAGAAGGAGAACAGCAACAGAAACAUAAACAGCGAGUUGUUACAAGCCGGCGAUUUUUACAUCACCAGACAUUCCAACUUAGCACAAGUCCAUGUUAUUUUCCAUAUGGUUUCGGACGAUAGCUUAAGAGGCAGUGAUAUUAACAGCAGACAUCCCGUCGUGUUAGGGUUGAGGAACAUCCUAAAGACGGCCUGCUCCAACGAUAUCACUUCACUGACCAUCCCGUUGUUGCUACAAUACGAGAUGACAGAGGAAAUGACCAUAUCAUGGUGCGAAAAACGGGCAGAACUGGUUUUUAAGUGCGUCAAAGGUUUCAUGAUUGAAAUGGCCUCAUGGGGCGGCUCCGAGCUGAAAAACCUACAGUUUAUGCUGCCGCAAGGCAUCUCGAGCAGAGUUUUCCAGUCGCUAACCGAAAUGUUACCAAGAAUAUUUAAAGUAUCAAAUCCCAAAAUAUUGAAGUAAAUUAACCAUGUGAUAUGUAGGAAAAUAAGAACUUUUAUAUUAUCAAUAUUAAUUGAAUAAAUAUUUCAAGUUACA